GAAGAUUUUUCGAAAUUGAGUCUUUCUCAAGAGAAGGAAUUAAGUAUUGAAGAACAGGCUAUUGAGAGUCAAUAUUUAAGCUUGAUUAAUAAUUUGGAUGGCGUUAAAGGUCAAAGCACGGAAGAAAAUGAGAUUUUAGUCAAGAUCAAUGAGUUAUUGAAAGAAAAAAGUUAUUUAUUGGGAAAUGCCAACAAUAAGAUUGAUGAAGUAGUAUUCAACAAGCUAUUUGAUAUUGUUACGAAGAAAUAUCAAGGUAAAAGUGAAGAGGCUGUCAAGAUUCGUCAUGUUUUAAGAUGGAUUGAUUUGAUUCAAAACACUCUAGUUAUUAAGAAAGAGGAUGAGAAGAUCAAGAUUGAUUAUUCAAUUGAGUUGCCACAAGAGAUUAAAGUCAAAGAGAAAAAGAGUGACGCAUCUAAAGAAGGUAAAGAUGGUAAAACAGGUAAAACAGGUAAAACAGAUAAAGAAAUUGCCGAAACCAAGGGCGGUAAGAAAGAAUUGAGUGAAGAAGAUAAAAAAAAGAAAGUUGAAGCACAAAAGGCCAAAAAGGCUGCCAAAAAGGCUGCCAAAAAGAGCAGUGGUGGUGGAAAUGAGAAGAAAACUGUUGUGAUUGAUCCCUCGUUGAUUGAUUUCAGAGUGGGAUUUAUUGAAAAGUGCGAAAAGCACCCCAAUGCGGACUCGUUGUAUGUGUCGACCAUCCAAAUGGGAGAUGAGAGCGGCGAGCCCCGAAAGGUGUGCUCCGGGUUGGUGAAGCACUUUUCUUUGGAGGAGAUGCAGCAAAGAAGGGUGGUUGUUGUGUGCAACUUGAAGCCAGUGAACAUGAGAGGAGUGAAGAGCAUGGCGAUGGUUUUGUGUGGGUCGGAUGCGGCAGACGGGUUGGUUGAGUUUGUGAUUCCUCCCGAGAACAGUGCAGUGGGUGACAAGCUCUUCUUCGAGGGUUUCGACGGCGUGCCUGAGAAGGUAUUGAAUCCCAAGAAGAAGAUCUGGGAAACCUGCCAACCCUCCUUCUCAACCACCGAUCUGUUGGUGGUGGUGUACAAGCAAGACGGAAAGCCCGACGCACGUCUCGUGAACAGCGCCGGCAGUGCGUGUGCUGUUAGCACCGUCACAAACGCUCUUGUUCGCUAG
Ascoidea rubescens DSM 1968 is the source of this 1125-nucleotide messenger RNA. RefSeq names its product nucleic acid-binding protein. Gene Ontology annotation, cellular component: methionyl glutamyl tRNA synthetase complex. Lineage: Eukaryota; Fungi; Ascomycota; Saccharomycetes; Ascoideales; Ascoideaceae. Gene Ontology annotation, molecular function: tRNA binding. The record is from RefSeq and is a predicted model, not a curated record. The annotation marks the transcript as partial. The transcript has 2 exons.